CUCUCUGUGUAACACACCUCACUAUUGCGAACAUGCGACGAUGCGACCUAAACACUGUGUAGUGUGUACUGUACCAGUUGAAUAGUCAGCUUGCUACACUGGCCGUAAAGUGAUUCAAGCCCCAAGCUAAUAACAGCUAGUGCCAGUGGCCAGUAGGUAUUCUAUCUGUAUCGCAUCCAUUGGCUCAGUACCGCGAAAGAGCGAGGAGAAGAAGGUUAUCCUCAGCCGGGUGAAUGGGUCAUAGCAAGUGAUGGCGUUUUAUGUUAACGUCCUCGAGUGGAACACAAAUCAAGUGUGCGAGUGGCUAAAAGGAUUGGAUAACUCAGUCCUACCGUACGUUCACAGUUUUAUGAACCACAAUGUAAACGGACAACAACUUUUGAACCUCCGUCCCGAAGAUUUGGAACAGCUGGGCUUGUUUAAGCUUGGUCACCAGGAGAUUAUCCUUGAAGCAGUCGAGUUCUUGCGCAGUUUACACUAUGACCUUGACACGGAAAACCUGCAGCAACUGGCCAUGCGCUUGGCUUGCCGGGCGCAAAGCCUUCACAACGAACUGUCCCGUCAGUCCGACCUGUCCAAGCCAGUCACCACCCAGAAUUUAUCCGACGUAGUCUCGAUAAUAAUGGUCGCAAAACCUCUGAUCAGGUGGCUCGACCGCCAGCCUUUUAACGGGCAUUUGAAAUACAACGAGAUGAAAGCUCAGUUAUUAAAGCUUUCCUUGGAAAUGGCUACUUGCGCCCAGAGGGAUAGAUUUGUCGAAAAUCCCAUGGAUGAGAUAAAAACCACCUGCGGAGAGAUGGCACUCCUUGCUGAUCACGUGAUUCAGGACAUAUCGGAUCCAAUGAUACUGCAGCCCUCAACUUUGGAUGUCGCGCGUUUGAAGAAGAAGUCUGGAGAUGAUUUGGGUUUUUGUAUCCUUCCAUCUAUCCAUGGGGCCCAUCAAGUCGCGGAAAUUAAAUUGGGAUCAGCUGCCCAUCAGUGUGGAAAAAUGGAAGAAGGCGAUGAAGUAGUGCAGGUCAAUUAUCAGACUGUAGUUGGAUGGGAGCAAAAAAAUGUGCUGGAACUGAUUCGCGAUAGUCCCGUUGAUCUCUGUUUAACGCUAAAACGAAGACCACGACACACGACGGUCUAUGGCCAAAUAUACAUCAAGCCAAUGCGAUUACCACCAAGCAACAAGAACCUAACGCGAUGGGAGCACAACUUACCCUCUCCGAGGCCAGAACUGUUGACAAUACCCGAUUUCGUUAUGCCACUACCAAAGCACGUGAAAAAAGUGGAUGCACAAAAACCAGCUACGAUCCUGAGCACGGCUUCGAUGCUGGACGCCAUGACGAUGGACGACAGCGGGAGCAGCGCCGGGGACGAGUCUGACGACGGCAGCGAGUGUGGCUCUCGAUCGGCGGUACGGUUGUACUCGACGAAGCCCCGGAAUCUGGUGCAAAGGAGAGCUACAAUAACCGGAGCCUCGCCCACGGCCAAGCACAGUCGGGUCAACAUCGAAAAGUUCUGGCGCGAGCUCAAGCGCGAGCAGAGCACGCAGAGCUUUCAACUACGCGACAAAGCCGUGUCCUGCGCCCAAGGCCUGAAUGCGCCGGAAGCUCACCAGUCGCAGCCAUCCAUGCGACCGCAGACCUGUCUGGGAAUUGAGCAGCGCUCCAUGCUGGGCAAGCCGCGGAAGGUCAAGUUCCAGGAAGGAAAGGAUGAAGAAUUACACAGUCGGGAUGGGCUUUUGAACGACGAUGGCUCCGAUGGGCGGGAAGACACUAACGUUUCACGUUGUAAGAAUCAUCAUCAUGAAACGAUGGACGAUAUAUCAGUCGGUACAAGAAGCAAUAACGAAAAACUAAAUGACGAGGUGAUUUCGAGGGAUCGUCAGCAGGCGGCUGACCAAGAGGGCGAGAGUUGCGAAAAGAGUCAUCCUCCAUUAUCUCCUGCGCGGGAAUCAGCAAGCACCAAAGAGCGUGGUAGACUCGAUAAGAGUUUCAGUACUCCGGCUUACGAUCUUACAGAGUCAGAUGACGACUUCAUCGAGAAGAAAUUCGAGGCAGCCCUUGACGAACAUCACAAACAGCAGCUACAAGCGAGAGCCGCUGCCGGUAAGAGCGAAAACUCGGCCAAGACCGACUCCCGCUUGUUCGAUUCCGUGGAAGAUCUGGAGGAGCACGGCAGACCGAUCGUACCGGAUUUUCCCGUACCCAAAGUAAUCGGGAUCGGCAACGUAGCGCGGAAAAUCAGCGAUUUCGAGAGGAAUCUCAAUAACCAUAGCAACGAAAAGCUCUUUGAAAAAAGUUCUUCAAAGCCUUUCGGAACAAAUAAUCCGAUAAGGAGUAACGUACACAUUCAAAUAAACGAUGUCGACGUCAGCGACCACUUGGACGAGUUAGAAGACGACUCCGGUAACAUAACGACAGACCUGGACACUGACGAUGAGAGCAACUUUUUCUCCAGCGACACGUACGAUACGAAGUCGAAAAUGAAGUGCGAAGUGACCAACGAUAGUACCACCGCUGACCGUUCCCCUGAGUUGAGCAGGGAGAGUAGCGAUGACAAAUCCGAGUCAACGAGUAGCUAUGUCAAGGCAAACUCGACGAUCAGCAGCGAUAGCAGUGUUGAUAUCAAAAAUCUUUCAAGUGGUAUUGUAGAGACCAUUAACAGUGCCCUGCUCGAGAAAACGAGGCUAAUAGAAAAUACCGAGUCAAAUGGUUUGGAGAAAGAUCCUCAACAUGAUGUCGAAUCUACAGUCUAUAGCAUAGACGCUGUUAAUCAGCGGGACGAAAUGGUCAGAGCUCUGUCACCAAACAUUCACGUUCAAAAAAGUGCUCUAGUCGAAAACAUCGGUACCAAGUAUCCGACGUCCCCAGCAUCCAGUAGUCCAGUGCCUUUGCCUACUCGACCGGAUACUCCACGAAGAGAGGUGGUCCUUAAGCCGGAAGUGAAGCCAAGAACAACGCCUCCUGAACCACCCCCAAGAAAGUACAAUGUAAAACCGCCACCACUUAACAUUAAUGUUUGUCAGUAUCAGCAAUCUGUGAAUCAUAGCCCGAGAGAUCAUCAUACGCAACAUCAGGAGAGGCCUAAGGUCCCAAAAAGGUCGAGUGUGAAACAAGAUCUAAAGAAAAAUGACACUGCUCUUGAAGUUCAGCCGAAAAGUCAGCAUCCGCCAGAAGUGCACUCCAGAAGUGAUAUUUUGAAUCAGGAUCAACGUCACAAAAAUGAACGAUUAGAAACUUACACGGACUUUGCGGAGAGGUCAACGGAUUUUAUCGAUGAACCGAAUACGCCACGACAACCCGAGUCCAACAAGACGGUCGCCUCGAAUUCUUUUGUUGAUCCUUACGGUUACACUGAGAUUCCCGGUAACCCAGCUAGUCCCAGCAAAUCGCUCAUUGCAACUAGUAGUACCAGUAGCCAUGCCUCCAGUGAACUUGGAAAGCAUGAAUAUAGACCACAAAAUAUCGACACUGCUGAUGGGUUAUGCUAUUCACGUCAACAAGCUUUACCAAUUGAAAACAAAACCAGGAGCUUGGAAAAAGAUAAAUCACACGAAAAAGGUGUUGUUAAUCGUGCCAUGAUGGUCGCAAGGAGUAUGGGUCUACAUGGAAACGCUGUCAAGUCGAGUAAUAGCCCGAGAAGUAUCAGAAAGCGAACAACUAAUUUAGCUAAACGAAGAAAUGUAGCGGUCAAAGAUAUUUCACCAAGCGAUUUGGAGAGUUGGUUGAUUUAUCGAAGCCGAGGUGCUGGUGGAGCAUGGAAUAAAGCGUGGUUCGUACUAAAAGGAGCAUCGUUAUACAGAUUUAAAAACCAAGACAGUACCAAAGCAGAGUGUCUUAUUGCGUUGUCAGGGUUUACGGCCUCCCAGGCACCAGAAAUAAAGUCUAGAAAACACUCUUUUAAAGUCUAUUAUACUGGUACCAUGUUUUACUUUGCGGCAGAAAACGAGGACACGCUUGUGCUGUGGUUAGACGCCAUAAACCGGGCGACCCUUGGCGCUGAGAGGACAAGUGGCUUGUUCAGCGAGACAGACGAGAGUGACGGAGAAAAUAAGAGCAAAACAAAAGGUUCAACAUCAGAGUCGAAACCGUCAUCUGAAAAAUCUUUCAACUCGUUAAGCAAAAUGUUAGGCAAAAAAGAUUCUACUAGUCCCAAAGACUCCGAAAUGAGUGCUGCAAGUUUAGAUAGAAAAUAUUUAAAAUUUUUGGGAUCCAGAACUCAAAAUGUUCCAGUUCCUACUGCUCAAUUCAGAAGUUACAGAAGGGUUUUGCCAUCCUCAACUCCAAAUAGAAGAAAUGAAAAACUUAGUUCACCAGAUUUACAAGUAACCGUCGCUAGCAGUACUUUUUAUGGCCUUAAUGCAUCCCAAAGCGCUACAGAUGUCCUGAAUUCUUCUCAAGACAUGGGUGACUACAGACAAACUUCUGAACGACUUCGAAGUAAUCGUAAUCAACGACCAGAAGAAUUGCAAGGUGCUAUGACUUUGGAGGAGUUCAUGCUGGCUCGUCAAGAAGAAUGUCAGAAUUCCUCCAGUAACAAUUACAACAAUAAUAGUAACCCUGCAAGAUUUACUCCUCUGAACAAUGAUCACGUGCACGUUCAGCAUCGCAAUAUUACCGAGAGUCUAAGCAAUAUGGUACAAACAAAUGGAAUGAUUUAUGGAUCGCCAAGGAACGAAGAGAACCUCAUGGCGUUGCCCACCGAACAAGCGCCUCCGACACCAACGCGUAGUGAACUGAUUGCCGCAUCAAAUCGCUCGUUUGAUAGCAGUGAAUCAGGCAGCAGCAGUAGAACUACUGAUUCGAUCAAGUCAAAAAGCCAUAAAAAGUCGUGGGAGCCGAAUUAUCUACAGAAAAACAAACUUUCUACGAAUAAUAAUUACGAAGAUUGUCAGGCUUACUCGCCCACUGCAACCAGAAGAGACUUUACUAUCAAUCAGUCGAACGCUGUGCCUGACAAUCACAUCGGAUAUUUGACGGUGGAUUACGGAGAGAGACUCAAACCUCAAAGUCGCUACAGAACCGUGGAUUCCUACAACGCAAACGCAGAUUUCUCUCAGGCUUCAAGAAGGGCUGUAAGGAAUGAUGCAGACCUCACACAUUCAGAAGAAAACUGGAUGAUGGAAACUCAGAGGCUAGAGGAAAAUGGCUUAAGAUCAAAUGUUGAUAGAAACAAUCCUCUAAGAAAAGCAGGCCAGUAUCAACAGUCUUUUAAAUCUGCAUCGCCCUUACACUCAAAGGACACAAUGUUUGAGAUGCACCUUGAACAUCAGCUGCAACAGCCAGCUUCGCCUAAAAAGAGUAAGGGAUUGAAAAACUUGUUCGGCAAAAGUUCGCCGAAAGCAACGAGUCUUGAUUCUUCUCGUGAAUCUACACCAAAGAAAACGUUGCUCGGUUCACCAAGUUUACGGAGAGCAUUUUUUCGUGACAAACCACGAAAUCGUUCAACAAAUCAAAGUUCUGAAGAUAAUGAGACUCCUCAGAGCCAUUACGUUGGAACGAAUCAGGCACCAGCUUAUUACUCAAACAUUAGCGCUGCCAAUUAUAUCUCCAAUAAUAUGCUUGCUUCUCGAAUGCAUCCACCUCAGAGGCUUUUCCAGUGUGCAGCGGAUGAUACAUAUACACCUCAAGACAGUACAAGAUAUUUUAUGCCAGCUCAAUGGCCAACAACAUCUGACAGUACAACUUCGCAUGUCCAACAUUUGGACUAUCCACCUACUUUUGAACCAGAAACUUACACGUUUUCGAAUCUCUCGCUACGACGCCAACGAAGUACUAAAAGUAAUGAAAACCAUGGCACGUGUCAGUAAUUUUAUAGAACUUUGAAUAUACUAUAAUAUGUGGUACAUUCGUUCCUAUUGCUUAAGUGUCUUAUUUCGUGCUGGUAUUUUUCAUAUCACACCAUCACCGGUAAUCAGGUUUUAUUUUUAAUAUUUAAACUAUUUAUACAUACCUAUUUAUACAUAUAAAUUUAUUCAAGUAAAUUAUUUAUAUUAUAAUAAUUUUCAAACUUACUAUGAAACUGUAUAUUACUGAUAAACCAUGCGAUAUUAGUUUCGAGUAUUAGGUAACAAAUGAGGGUAAUCAUAUGCCAAUAAGCCUUAGGUCUUGCCAUUGACAAAAUAUCAGUAAUUGGAAUUUUAUCAAUUCUGUAGUUACAGGAAAAUUAAAAAUGGCCGUCCACUACGUGCCUGUGCUACAUUACAUAAGAUGUAUUUUAAAUAUUUUUAGCAAAUUUUUCUUGCCAUGUACAUAAAUUUUAAAUAUCGUAAGUUCAAGUUCAAAAAUUAAGAGUUUUAAAUAAGGACUUUUUCAACUUUUUCACUAAAGUAAUAUUAGAAAACUGCGCAUGAACUCACAAUUUUCAAUAAGAAAUAUUAAUUUUAAAAUUAUUUAACUUGACUUAAGAAUAUCGCAGUUUUCGGAAUCACUGCGAUGGAUAAAGUAACAACAUCGCUUUUAGAGAUAUUAGAAUUCCGGCGUCUCUAUUAUAAGCCUGAUAAUCAUUUGUGAUAGCGCUGUUUAGAUCCGCAAAAAAUUAUUACAAUUUUUUUAUAGGGGUG
Molecule: messenger RNA, 6553 nt
Organism: Copidosoma floridanum
Lineage: Eukaryota; Metazoa; Arthropoda; Insecta; Hymenoptera; Encyrtidae
Gene: cnk
Product: connector enhancer of ksr
Molecular function (GO): protein binding
Source: RefSeq, a predicted model, not a curated record